Molecule: messenger RNA, 2441 nt
Organism: Dicrocoelium dendriticum
Lineage: Eukaryota; Metazoa; Platyhelminthes; Trematoda; Plagiorchiida; Dicrocoeliidae
Source: the annotation of a GenBank genome assembly
AGCUUCUACGUCAUUCCGUUGGAAGAAGAUGGUUGCGCACUCCUGCUCCAUACGACGAUGCUGCUGUCUGUCCAAUGCUUUCUCGAAUGUGCGACAACUCUAACUCUGUCACUGUAACUGAUCUGCUUUGAUAUCCGUGCGACUCUUGUUUCCUUUCAUCCUCUGUGGACAUCGAAGUAUUACUUGUCUUGGAUUCGUCACUGGUUUACAAGGCCCUGGUUGGACGAGAGACGAUUAUCCCCGGAUGUUUCAUCUGACCAAAGCAAUCCUAUUGUCCCUUAUUACUUUAUGCGCACCUAUGUGCUGUAGCAUCCAUCUGCAAAUAUGAAGUUGGUUUGUCAACGAGAGAACAGCCACUUUCCUGACUUAACAAAAUGCCUGCUACGCAGCCUGAAAGCUAGCUGCGCAGAGCAUGCGACGUUCAUGCCUAUCAUCUUGGCUGACUAUGACAUUGACUCACUGUGUGCUCUUUUCUCUUCGGUGCAACAAGAUCAGUUAGUGGCCAUUUCUUUUUUUGCCACUGAUACACUUUUAGGAAGCUUUUGUAUCACUCCGAUGAUCGCACGCCAGUCGCACAUCAGAAGGUAGUUUACUGUAGUUUUCCAAACACCACUAAUACUCAUUAGGUUUACUACGUAAUUUUUCGUCGAUUAAAACUGUUUUCUGGCCACAUUUUUGGUAGCUGCCGCAAUCGGAACAUCUUUUUUCGUCAUGUAAAACAUUUUAUCGGAAUGCGAUUCGGUUCGACAUUGGGCAUUGAUAUGGUGUGCCAAGACAUGGAGGCUCCCGUUGGUAAGGAGUCAUCGUGGUACGUGUACAUUCAUGGGCUCGUUCUUGGUUUGCUCAGCGGUCCAGUUCUCCACGUGCUCCGACAACAUUUCCGGUGGUGCGAGGUCAAAUCUGCAGUUCCCUCUGUCGCCUAUUUCACAAAACCUGUCUGGAACAAACUAACUCACAAAUACAUUUGCGAUAUGAAAUUAGCUGUGUUGGCUCCAAUCACCCCACCAUUGGUACUUGACCUUUUUCAACACCGUACUUCUUCGGCUGGAUCGGACCCUGUGCACAACGAGAAUUGGUUUCGGCUGUCUCCCGGUGUGGCUCGUCUGGUGUUCAAAUCAGAGCAGGGCGCUUUCCGAUUGGUGAUAAAUGCCAAUGCUAAGCGCUGCCCCGACUGGAUCACAUUCCAGCCAACGGUUACGAACCCAACCCCUUUCCUCAGCAUGAACGACCGCCUACGAUUGUGCGGCGGUCUGUCUGAAUUCCUGGCACGUUUGCGGGUUGAACUGCCUUCACUCUUCCGUCCUUCUCUGCUGUCUUUGAACUCCGCAUUUGAGUGCCUGCAGUCUUACCAAAAGGUUGCAUAUUCCGCGGGACGCUCGACAUUCAGCAUAGCGAAGUUGGACUUAAUGGAUUGUUUCCAUCAAAUCGACCAUUCUCGUUUGCUUGAAAUCUUUAAACACGCUUGUGCCUACGGCGAACGUUUUAUGUAUCCUGCGCCGAACACAGAACAUUUGGUGAAAGAACUUGAGUGGUUUCUCAACGACACAGUGAUAACGUUCCAAGGUCGUCCGUAUCGUUUCGCCCGUGGCUUAUUCCAAGGCUCAUGUAUUUCUUCCGAAUUGGUCAACCUCUAUCUGGCUUACGCAGAUCGUCAGUUGGCUAAAUCAAUCACAUUGUGGGCGUCAACGGGAACGAAGCAAUUCGCGGAAGUCGCUGCUUUUCGUUACCAGGACGACUAUCUGUGUGUUGCCUCAUCCAAAGAGGCUCUCCGUAACCUGAUCGAUCGAUUGCAAUCAAAUCUGCACGAUUUCGGAUUGGCGAUCAAUCAAAGCAAAAUGCAGUCUAAUCUGGAUAACACGGUACAGUCAAUCACAUGGCUAGGAAUGGAAGUCCGUAACGAUUUGCAUGUGAAUAUCCCUGAGGCAGCUCAUGUCAGGUUUUGUCGCUUCUCCGGUCGACCUUCGUCUGCCGCGCUCUGCAUUCGUCACCUGGACCAGUGUUACCUAAAGUGUUCGAUAUGGCGGUUCGCAUUCACCAGCCCACGCAAUAUGUCACCACCGUCUCAGGUGGGCCUACACCGUUGGCGUUUGCUGAUGCCGGAAUCUUCCAGCUUAUCUCGCAUUGCUCGAUUUCAGGAUAAUGCUCAUCGUUUGGGGUGCAAGUUAGCGGAACGUGCUUGGGUUGCGAUAAAAACAUCACCGCAGCGUACCCGCCUCCUCAAGGUUCCUAUGGUCAAGCAGCUAGCAGCAAUUGUCGCCCGCCGCCUUAUCUCCACACUCGGACGAAUUCAGGCGGAUUUAGUAAAAACAGCUGCUGCUGCCUUUCAAUUUCGUCUGCGUGCCCAUCGGGGGGAGGUGCAUUACCUUUUGAAACAUGUUCGAAGGCGAAUCAAGUCAUUUCUCUUGUUGCAUACCGUGAAAAAUAAAUUUUAAAUAUGUUUC